AUGAAGCUGCUUUGUGAGGGGCUCCGGCAUCCCAAGUGCAGGCUACAGAUGGUGCAGUUGAGGACGAGUCAGCUGGAGGCUGGGGCUUGCCAGGAGAUUGCCUCUGUGCUCGGCACCAGUCGACAUCUGGUGGAGCUGGACCUGACAGGAAAUGCCCUGGAGGAUUCAGGUCUGCGGCUCUUGUGUCAAGGCCUGGCAUCCACCUUCAGUGUGAACCAGAGCCUGAUGGAGCUGGACUUGAGCCUGAAUGACCUGGGGGACCCUGGGGUGCUGCAGCUGUGUGAGGGCCUCAGGCAACCCCAGUGCAAACUCCGGACCCUCUGGCUAGACAGCUGUGGCUUCACAGCCAAAGCUUGUGAGGAUAUCUCUUCCACCCUGGGGGUCAACUAGACCCUAACAGACCUUUAACUGACCAACAACGCCCUGGGGAACACAGGUGUCAGGCUGCUAUGCAAGAGGCUGAGUCAUCCGGGCUGCAAACUUCGAGUCCUCUGGCUAUUUGGAAUGGACCUGAAUAAAAUGACCCACAGAAGUUUGGCAGCUCUUCGCCUAAUGAAACAUUACUUGGACCAUUGGCUGCUGAAUGGUUCCAGCUGCUGGUUCUUUUCUUGA
This is a messenger RNA of Physeter macrocephalus (sperm whale), 612 nucleotides long. It is a transcript of the gene NLRP12, whose product is annotated as NLR family pyrin domain containing 12. Gene Ontology annotation, biological process: negative regulation of canonical NF-kappaB signal transduction; positive regulation of MHC class I biosynthetic process; negative regulation of inflammatory response. Gene Ontology annotation, cellular component: cytoplasm. Gene Ontology annotation, molecular function: protein binding. Lineage: Eukaryota; Metazoa; Chordata; Mammalia; Artiodactyla; Physeteridae. The record is from RefSeq and is a predicted model, not a curated record. The transcript has 5 exons.